AUGUCGAUCCCGGGGCCCCAGAAGAUCCUCAAAACAAUAGGCGCCCUCUGGCUGUCCUCAGCAAAUGAUGAACAACCCAUAGGAAUUUCAAAUUCUUGUCCUUUGUCUGAAGUCAGCUGUCAGGCCAAGUUUAAUGGUCAAGAUACUUGCUGUUUCAAUUACCCGGGUGGUCAAAUGCUGCAGACACAGUUCUGGGAUGUCGACCCCGCGAUUGGUCCCGAUGACGCCUGGACUAUCCAUGGUCUUUGGCCUGAUCAUUGCGAUGGCGGGUUUGACCAAUAUUGUGACUCAUCAAGGAAAUACAGCAAUAUUUCUUUGAUUCUCAUUGAUGCGGGUCGCGGCGAUCUCAUUGACUACAUGGGAAAAUACUGGAAAGACUUCCGUGGUGAUGAUGCUAACCUGUGGGAGCAUGAGUGGAAUAAGCAUGGAACAUGCGUUAGCACCCUCGAGCCCCACUGCUACGACGAUUACAUUCCGCAGCAGGAUGUAGUAGAUUAUUUCGAUAAGGCUGUCGAGAUUUACAAAGAGCGAAACUCCUAUCAGUUUUUGGCCGAUGCUGGUAUUGUACCAUCGAGUCGUCAGACUUAUGCCCGAGAGGAUGUUGAAAACGCACUGGCAAAGGGCCAUGGUGCCCCUGUCACAAUUCGCUGCCGCCGAGGCGCUUUCAAUGAGAUUUGGUACCAUUUCAACAUUGCUGGAAGUCUCCAAAGCGGCAAAUUUGUCACCUCAGAUCCAGAUGGUCCGAAAUCAAACUGCCCUGCUAAAGUUCGCUACCCACUCAAGCGACCUCAGCACGAUCCAUCUAAAACCACUACUUCCCACGGCUCAGAGCCCACUGACCCAGGGACUCCGUUCGCUGGUCGGGGUAACCUAAUGGUAUCAACCUUAAACCAGAGACGUGGCUGCCUCAUUAGCUAUGGUACCUGGUAUACAUCUGGAACUUGUGCUACUUUCCAUGCGGACGAAAAGUCAGGUGAUACAUUUACCCUCAGAUCCAGCAAAGGACCGUGCUCCUUUGAUGCUGGUAGCUUUACUUGUGGAGAUGACGUCCACAGCCCCACUGAAUUUACUACUAAGGAUGACAAGCUAUCCUUUGAAGGAAAGACGACUUUCUACGCAGACAACGCGCCCAAAGGCUGGACGCAGAGCAAGAUCUAUCCCGACGAGGAGGGUCACCCAAUUGAGAUUGAAAUAACCUGGCGAGCAUAA
Molecule: messenger RNA, 1209 nt
Organism: Penicillium malachiteum
Lineage: Eukaryota; Fungi; Ascomycota; Eurotiomycetes; Eurotiales; Aspergillaceae
Product: T2 family ribonuclease
Exons: 6
Coding region: 1-1209 (402 amino acids)
Biological process (GO): RNA catabolic process
Cellular component (GO): extracellular region
Molecular function (GO): ribonuclease T2 activity; RNA binding
Source: RefSeq, a predicted model, not a curated record